GCGCUCCCUGAGGGGUGGAGCCAGCCAGCCCCACGGAGAAGACUCAGCCCAGGUCCAGAGCCGAGGGGAGGAGCAGCGGCAGAAUCCUGCUCUGGCUGAGCGCCCUCCAAGGUAGACGAGCCCCUGCGAUCCGCGCACAGGUCACCCCCAGGGAAUCUGGCUUUAAUGUGAUGGAAACACUCUUGAUCUUGGUGUCCAAAACAUGAAGGUUUGACUCUGAGCUCUGUUAGUUUUACUGUGAUUUGGGCUGGACUUCACAAUGACAACAGUUCCCCUGAGGGGCAAGAUAGAAGAUCAUUCUGCCUCAUUUGAGUCCACCUCAGCUCAUAUUAUUGAAGAAACUGAAUAUGUGAAAAAGAUUCGAACUACUCUGGAAAAGAUCCGAAACCAAAUAUUUAAAGAUGAAGUGAGACAUAACAGUACAAAUCACAGACUAGAUGCAAAGCACUAUGGAAACAUUCAAAAUGCCUCUGACUCUGAAAUGGAUCCUUCUUGCAGUUUGGAUCUGCUCAUGGAAAGGAUAAAAGGAAAAGACCGGCAGCUCUUAGAGAUGAACAAAGAGAAUGAAGUAUUGAAAAUCAAGCUGGAAGCCUCCAGAGAAGCCGGAGCGGCGGCUCUGAGAAAUGUGGCCCAGAGAUUAUUUGAAAACUAUCAAACACAGUCUGAGGAAGCUAGAAAGAAGCAUGAGGACAAUAGACACUUACUCCAGGUUAACAAACUUGAAAAAGAACAGAAAUUGAACCACCAUGUUGAAAAUCUGAAUCAAAUUGCUGAAAAGCUUGAAGAAAAACAUAAUCAAAUCACGGAGUUGGAAAAUCUUGUACAGAGAAUGGAAAAGGAAAAGAGAACACUGCUAGACAAAAAACUGUCUUUGGAAAACAAGCUGCUGCAUCUCAAAUCCACCACUACUUAUCCUAAAAGUUGCCAGGAUCUUCAAAAGGAGAUUUCCCUCCUCCAGGAGCAGAUCGCUCAUCUACAGUUUGUGAUUCACUCCCAGCAUCAGAACCUGCGAAGUGUCAUCCAGGAGAUGGAAGACUUAAAAAAUAAUUUAAAAGAACAAGAUAAAAGAAUUGAAAAUCUGAAAGAAAAAGUGAACAUACUUGAAGCCCAGAACAAAGAACUAAAAACCAAGGUGGCUCUUUGUUCUGAAACUCCCAGGACAAAGGUGUCUAAGGCUGUCUCUACAAGUGAAUUGAAGACUGAAGGCACAACCCCAUAUCUGAUGUUGGUAAGGCUGCGGAAAUGAGCUGGCUGCCUGGAGAUCUGAAUGAGGAAGAUCAUCAUAUGGGUCUUAUUUAUUCCUUGAAACACAGUCUAAGUGUACAUAUUAAAAUGGCUUGGUGCCAGUAUUUAAUGGAAUUUAUUGUAUUUAAUACAUAUAUCGACAGCUUUGCAGGAAGGUGACAUUUCAGAAAAUUAAAUACAUAUUCAAUGAAAGGAACUCUUUCUUCAAAACUUACUAAAUGGAUGAAGAAAUCAGUUGCUUUCCUGUGAUGGAAGAUGAAUUCUGCUUUAAACUUUUAAAAAAAUCAAAAAUCUGUUUGUUUUUUUUUGUUUGUUUGUUUGAAGAUUUUUGCUGAAGGGACUGGUUAAGGUUGUCAACUUUGACUUUUUGAUAGUGGCUUUUAUGUAUAGUUACCCCUUGGUAUCCAUGAGGGAUUGGUUCCAGGAGCCACCUGGGGUACCAAAACCCAUGUGGAUGCUCAAAUCCUAUCUAUAAAAUGGCAAAUUAUAGUUGAUUCUCUGUAUGCAUGGUACCACAUCCACUGAUUCAGCCAAUCAUGGAUGCAGAACCUGCAGAUACAGAGGGCCUGCUAUAUAUAAAUAUAAGGAAGAGUGUACAGACAGACCUCCUUUCAUUGUGCCUCACAGAUACUGAUGUUUACAAAUUGAAGGUUUGUGGGAACCCUGCAUUGUCAGAUGAUGGUUAGCAUUUUUUCAGCAAUAAAGUGUUUUUAAUGUAAUUUAAUUUAAGUAUUAGACAUAAUAAUAUUGCAUACUUAAUAGGCUACAGGACAGUGUAAAUAUAACUUUUAUAUGCACUGGGAAACUGGAAAUUUCAUGUGACUCACUUCACUGUAAUAGUCUCUUUAUUGCGGUGCUCUGGAAACAAACCUCUGCAUCUCUGAGGGAUAUCUGUGAAUAAAUAAUAUUUUAAAUAUUUGACUUUUGAGUAAUACAAAA
Sus scrofa (pig) is the source of this 2184-nucleotide messenger RNA. RefSeq names its product coiled-coil domain containing 68 (gene CCDC68). Gene Ontology annotation, cellular component: intracellular anatomical structure. Gene Ontology annotation, biological process: intracellular signal transduction. Lineage: Eukaryota; Metazoa; Chordata; Mammalia; Artiodactyla; Suidae. The record is from RefSeq and is a predicted model, not a curated record.